Molecule: messenger RNA, 1568 nt
Organism: Stomoxys calcitrans (stable fly)
Lineage: Eukaryota; Metazoa; Arthropoda; Insecta; Diptera; Muscidae
Exons: 2
Coding region: 99-1262 (387 amino acids)
Source: RefSeq, a predicted model, not a curated record
ACAUUUUCUCGGUUACAACGUUGUUGCCGGCAGGCCCGUGUGUGUAUCCACUGCUGCGCUCUGUUGCUCUGUUCAAGAAGAUUAUUUCGGAAAAGAAUAUGUCGUAUAAACAUCAUCGUCUGGGGAAGAGGCCCUGCCGAUAUGUUUUGGAGAGAAAAAAGCUCAGAGAUAAACCACGUAAAAUCCUUAAUUUGGAAGAACGGGUACAGGCGAUACGCAUGUAUGAUGAACUGCCGGUUUAUCAGCGAGUGGCAUCAGCAUUCAAAUGCAGUUGGGAGCAAAUAAAAAAUGUUGUGGCAAAUCGCAAAGAGAUCCUCAAAUAUUAUGCCAGCUGUCAAAUAAUAGAUGUCAUGAAGGAUGAUCCCAAGGUAGUCAGGCACAAAAAAAUCAAUUUCUUGGGCAAUUGCAUGUAUGAAUAUAUAAAGAGAGCCCAUUAUCAUGAAUUGGUAGAUAUAACCGACGAUGUUAUACGUGACCGUGCUAUGGAGUUUAAGGAUAUCAUAAAUAUUGAGAAAUUUUUUCCGAAUCGAGCCUGGAUUCGAGACUUUAAGUCAGUUUUUAACAUUGAUUUGGAACAUAUGAGUCAGAUAAUUGUUUCGAGAAAACCACAAAAAUCUCUUAACUGCAAGGAUAUUAUAACAUAUUGUGCCAAAGAAGUUGAUCAUGCACUGUCAUCGCAGCCGGGAAACACAAAAAACCAAAUGACACAGGAUGCGGAAAGAAAUUCAGCAGAUGACGCUGGACACCUAAGGCAUCCUAUAUUCGAUGGCGACGCUGAUGACGAUGAACAGGCUGACUACGACGAAGAAGUCAUUAAUGAAGAUGAAGAAGGUCCCACAAUUGAUUUUGGCGACUACCACGAAGAUCAAUAUGAAAACCUGCAAGAUCCAGAACCAACAGAGGAGGACGUAAAGCCUGAUGUAAGCAUUUUAGAAGAUAUACUAAGAAAAUCAAACAAUGCCAAUGCCACAGAUGUAGAUGCCGUUAAAGAGGAGCUUUCUGAAGAAACUCCCGCCUGCGAAACGUAUGACAGUAACCCAGCAACACCUGCAGUACAAACGCCGCUCGAAAAUGAGACCAGAAAACGAUCGAUAUCUCCCAUAUCGAGUUAUGAAGAGGCACUUGCUCUUAUGCGGCCCUUAGAAGAUUUUGCUAUAUGUGAAGAAGAUUUUAAAGCCAUCAAUUUGCUGACUCAGCUAGCAGAGGUAUAUGAAAAAGCUAAAAAACGUAAAAUUGAAGACUCAAAAAGACGAAAUCGUUAAAUUUUGAAUGUUUUUGAAAAAAAAUUGUGAUAAGUUUAUAGGAUACAAACACUAAUUUGUGUUUUGAAAAAUUUUUUUAAUUAUCUUGAGAUGUAGUCAAACUGUUUAUGUGAAGCAGCGUUAAAACUCCCAAAGGAUUUGAUGGAUAUUUCAUGGAAUUCUCUUGAAAGAUUUCAAGUCAUUUAAAUAAAAUUAUUUUACGUAUCUAUAAUUUUAACUUGUACCCUACAGAGAAGAAUUUACGGGACUACCUUUAUGGCUAAGACUCGAACAUGUGCAACAAAUAAAUCCUUACAUAUAGUUUAA